Molecule: messenger RNA, 885 nt
Organism: Kwoniella mangroviensis CBS 8507
Lineage: Eukaryota; Fungi; Basidiomycota; Tremellomycetes; Tremellales; Cryptococcaceae
Exons: 2
Coding region: 1-885 (294 amino acids)
Source: RefSeq, a predicted model, not a curated record
AUGUCUUCAGCUCCCACUAACAUACCCCCAUAUCAUCUACCUCUUCCUAUUAAACCAUCCCAAGAUGACUACUCGUCUGAGACUCAUUCACCUUCGACUCACCAUGCGGUAUCGCUUCUAAAGUCUAUAUCGCAAACAGGAGGUCGGUGGGCAAGCGAUACUACCUAUACUACCGGGCAGGAUUACCAAAAAGACCAUCCCAACUCCAAGCCAAGUUCUCUCCCUCAACCAUCUAAGCUUUCUAGAAGAGGCUCAUCCCCUCAGAAAUCACCUCUACGCCGACUGUUCCAUCGAAAUAUCCUUCCAAUUUCACCAUCAACCACGUCAACUUUCAGUUCUGCCUCCGCUACGAGGUCAUAUGAAAUUUAUCUGUACGAUUAUGGCUCUCAUUCAGAGAUCCGCUUCGAACCUGUCAUCAACUCUCCUCAAACACCCUCUCAUGUGAUUUCGAACAGCAUGGAGGAAUCACCAAACACGGGUCACAGAAUUGCGUGUACCAAGAUGACUGAGAAGGAGGUGGUCUUAACCUGCAAUAACGAUAGGGUAGAGAAAGUAGCUAGUCUGAAUUUUUCGGUAAGAGGCACGUGGAUCAAGAUAAUGGGAGAGGAAGGGACUGCAUGGUUAGAAGAGGGUGAUAAAGGUUCCGAUAGUCAGAAAAUACAUCUUGAUGGGGCAAUCUACCAAUGGGCGGAAACGACCGGAUUAGCAAUGUUAGUCGAUCUUGAGACUAGACGCAAAAUUGCGAAAUUGCAUUUCAACGUUCUUGCUCGAGAUAAAUUGAUGAUAUCCGAAGAAGGGUUUGACAAAUUACCUCUUAUCAUCGUAUCAGCUGCUAAAGUGAGCUCCCUCUUGCUGUAUAUCUCUGUGUCACAUUAUGAAGAAUGA